Molecule: messenger RNA, 2819 nt
Organism: Topomyia yanbarensis
Lineage: Eukaryota; Metazoa; Arthropoda; Insecta; Diptera; Culicidae
Gene: bdl
Product: protein borderless
Exons: 8
Coding region: 604-2643 (679 amino acids)
Biological process (GO): axon guidance; homophilic cell-cell adhesion; dendrite self-avoidance
Cellular component (GO): plasma membrane; axon
Molecular function (GO): cell-cell adhesion mediator activity
Source: RefSeq, a predicted model, not a curated record
CGCGGAUUAUGAACCAACAGUAGCAGAUCAGCCGCGCGACAAGAAACAUUCCGAAACAGGCGACCAGAACCGAGCGCUGCAAGAAUUUCUAACUUCGAAUUAGACUGUUUAGUGAAAUUCGGUGGAAACGAUCAUCUUGUAACAUAAGCUAGACAUAUGUUGCCUCAUUCCUUCACCAUUGAAGCGUAGUUUGAAGACAUUUUGACAUUCGCGAAUGAUAAUUUAUUGCGUAGUUUGUUGCUUCAGCCAAGUGAAUACAGUUCGAAAUAAAGAGCAUCUGGUCAGAGUAUGCAGGAAAUCUGGAUGCAGUUGCGAACAAGUAAAUGAUCACAGCAAAAAAUCAGAAAUGCAUCGGCAAGUUUCAUUCUCACUAGGUGAACUAAAACCAACAAAUGUAUGAUAUUAGUGCUAAUCAUUCGAUUUAGUUAAAACAAGUUAGUGCUUCUGAGUGAUAAAACUUACAUUCAACGCUUAAUCCGAAUAGUGUUCUGACUGUUUUUUUUGGCGGGAAUUUAUUACCAGAUAAACUUGUGUUCAGAAAAAGUUCGACCAACGGCGACUUAUUUCAUGUCUCAUUGUGAAUAGGCACCAUAAUCAGUGAUCAUGAUUGGAUUCGAGCCACCAUCUACAAAUUUAGGAAGGAUGCUUAGAUAUGCGUUGUUAGUGGUUACCGCAUUCGGAGUUACAGCUACUUUCGGAUAUCUGGAAGACCGACCACCAAUAUAUAUGGAAGCCAAGGUUGGCUCCUACGUCAUACUAAACUGCCCGGUGGAUUUUCCCAAAAACGACCCGAUCCCGUAUGUCCUGCACUGGAACAAAGAUAACAAACCCGUUUUCACUUUAUACGAUGGAAUUUUGAACUCCUACGAAACCUACAUCGGACGAGUAACGCUGCUGAACAACGACCUCAUGUACGGGAAAGCCUCCCUCAAUCUAACCUCGAUCCGUGAGAGUGACAACGGCUGGUACGAAUGCAAAGUGAUCUUUCCCAAUCGAGUGCCAAACAAGCGUAACAACGGGACCUGGUUCCACAUAUCUGUGAUGGGAGGAACACUACUUAAAAUUCCCCCUGUUAAUGAGACAGUUUUGGAGGGAGAUCCUGCAUUCUUCCACUGUAUGGCACAGAAUCCGGAAACGAUGUUUGUCGAGUGGUACAAAGAUAACGUGUCUCUGCUUGAGAUGUACGACCUGUUACACCGGUCAACGUUUGGCCCGGAUGGAAGCCUCACGAUCAACCCAACGCAGAUGAGUGAUUUGGGGUUUUUCAAAUGUAGAGUACGAAACACGAUGAAUGAUUCGCAAGAUGCGACUGCAUUCCUUAAUGUGCAGUAUAAGGCAAAAGUUGUAUAUGCUCCUAAAGAGGUUUACCUGCCCUUUGGAGAACCUGCCGUACUGGACUGUCACUUCCGAUCGAACCCACCGUUGACAAACCUGCGAUGGGAGAAGGACGGGUUCUUGUUCGAUCCGUACAACGUGCAGGGUGUAUUCUAUAAACGAAAUGGAAGUAUUUACUUUGAAAAAGUUGAUGACUCCCACGCCGGGCGUUACUCUUGCACACCGUACAACGAUCUUGGAUCGGACGGACCGUCGCCGAUCAUCAACGUAAUCGUUCAAAGACCACCGAACAUCAUUCUGAGACCGAAGCUGCUGUACGUGACCAAGAUCGGUGGAACAGUCGAAAUGCAAUGUGAUGCUAGAGAUCGAGAUGGAUACCACACGCCUCCCAUUAAUUGGAUUAAGAAAGACGGAAGUCUGUUACCACACGGUCGAUACCAGCAGAACGGAGGCAACCUGACUAUUGAAGAUAUCGUAGAAUCGGAUAGAGGAAUCUACGCGUGCCAGGCUACGAACGAAGCUGCAACCGUGUCGGCGGACGCUGAGAUUAUGAUCGAAAAUGUUUCGCCCAGGGCACCGUAUAAUCUGACCGGAAACAGCACCGAUACGGCCAUUACUCUACGAUGGGCUCCGGGAUACAUACGUCAGUAUCUGGAGUAUAUUAUCUGGUACCGGUUAGCGGAAGCUCCCGAGUGGAGAACGUUCAAAGUUAGCAAUAAACACAUUUUGGAAGCGACGAUAACAAACCUACAGCCAGCCAAGGAGUAUGAGUUCAUGGUACUGUGCCAGGACAACUAUGGCGAUGGAAUGUUCAGCAAAGCGUUCAGAUACUUUACGAAACCAAAAGAAUUCGACCAACCGGAAACGUUCCAGGAUACACUGCUGCAAUUCAACCAGAUUGGAUCACCCCUUAAUUUGACGGUUGAAAAGCGAAGCAAUAACUAUCAAGCACGUUGGCAACCGCCAGAGUUGGGUCUGGAUCAGCUCCGCUACUACAUUCUGCGAUGGUGGCUCGAACCGCAGCACAAACUGCACGGAAGUGUUUCGAUUCCCGAGGUCAACUACAUUCUUGACGAUCUGGAUGAGGAUGAACUGUACACGUUCCAAGUGUUUGCCGUGUCGACCACAAACUACACCAGCGGAAGCAAUGAGGUUGAGGUCUACGUUUAUCCAUAUCGAAGGGUGAAGGUGAUCACUAUCAGUGGCGUUUUGAUUUUGUUGCUCUGCCUAGUGGUGAUAAGCACGCUGCUGUACAUGAAACGUAACCGAAUUAAAAAACUGCGCGAGGCGGAAAAUGUUAAGAUUUGAGCGCAGCUUUACUAGUGUUGUGGGAGUGUUUCCCGAUUCGAUUUGGUAAUUAGGAAUGUGACAAUUAACACUGCUGUUCAUAGGUUAUAGGAUUCAACUGUCUGAUUACUAAACUAAGUUGCAUUGUUUUCUUUGCAAUGUGUAAGUUACAACAUUAGAUGAAAGACACCAACGUA